ACAGAACUUCGUAGUAAUCGGAAGAUCACUGAUAUCACGGAACCAAAAAAGGUAGGGUUUUUCCUCUCGAUCUAUUCUAUUCAAGCCAAUUUCAUACUCCCAAUGGGAAAUUCAUCAUCGAUGCUCACUCAGUACGAUAUCGAAGAGGUUCAGGAGCACUGCAAUCAUUCCUUUUCUCAGCAGGAGAUAGUUUCUCUCUAUAAGAGAUUCUGUCAGAUCGAUCGCAAUGGGGGUGGCUUCAUAUCCGCCGAAGAGUUCCUUUCCGUGCCUGAAUUAGCAGUCAAUCCACUCUGUCAGAGAUUGUUGCGGAUAUUGGAUGGAUUGAAUUUUAAGGAAUUCGUAGCUUUCUUAUCUGCUUUUAGCUCUCGUGCCACAUUGCAACAGAAAGUGGAAUUCAUAUUCAAGGUGUAUGAUUCAGAUGGCAAUGGAAAGGUCACAUUCAUUGAAAUGUUGGACAUUUUGGGGGACUUGACUGGACAAUUCAUGUCAAAACAACAGAGAGAGGUAGUCCUGUCCCGUGUUCUUGGAGAAGCUGGAUAUGACCAGGAUUCAUCAUUUGUUCUGUCCGACUUUAUGAAGAUUCUUGGCAACUCAAAUAUGAAGAUGGAAGUUGAGGUUCCAGUUGAUUAAGUUGGCUGUUGUUAGAUUCAUGAAGUAAACUAUCUUUCUUUCGUCCAACAUGUAAUAUGUUAAUCUAGUUUCCUUUAUCGAAUGUAAUGUAUGUCAUUUCAUGACACUCUAAACUUUGCAGUUGUAUUAGUUUCAAAAUCAUGGACCAUGUUAUGGUUUUCAUU
Impatiens glandulifera is the source of this 794-nucleotide messenger RNA. RefSeq names its product calcineurin subunit B-like. NCBI's taxonomy places the organism in Eukaryota, Viridiplantae, Streptophyta, Magnoliopsida, Ericales, Balsaminaceae. The record is from RefSeq and is a predicted model, not a curated record. The coding region runs from base 103 to 630 and encodes 175 amino acids. Gene Ontology annotation, molecular function: calcium ion binding. The transcript has 6 exons.